Silurus meridionalis is the source of this 1934-nucleotide messenger RNA. RefSeq names its product glial cell derived neurotrophic factor a (gene gdnfa). Gene Ontology annotation, molecular function: glial cell-derived neurotrophic factor receptor binding; receptor tyrosine kinase binding; growth factor activity. Gene Ontology annotation, biological process: peripheral nervous system development; positive regulation of branching involved in ureteric bud morphogenesis; negative regulation of neuron apoptotic process. Lineage: Eukaryota; Metazoa; Chordata; Actinopteri; Siluriformes; Siluridae. Bases 620 to 1354 code for a protein of 244 amino acids. The record is from RefSeq and is a predicted model, not a curated record. The transcript has 3 exons.
AGAGCCAUUAAUCUAUUUAAAGCGCGUGCGCUCGGUGGCACUUCACGCGUAAAGGCGCAUCUGUGUUGAGAGAAGCGAAUGGAGUUGAUGAGCAGCGGCACGAGCGCGACCGCGACGGGACACACUCGGGCUGUGCGUCUCGAGUCGCUUUGAGGAACUGUACUUGAUUUUGUGCCCCUGGGGGCAGGAUGCCCGUUUCGCUCCUCCGACGCCAAGAUGUGCGGCGCUUAGUAGUAAACAGCGGACUGAUCCGACGCCAGCGCGGAGAGCCCCGAUGUCUUCAUUUGGCUUUUGGCACUCGGUGAUGGUGGAUUUCUCUCAAAUUACCGGCACGGAGCUCAUCAGCAUCCGGUUAUCGCGUGCCCACUCCGUGCGCACACACCAGACUUCUCUGUAAGAGACAGAAACACAUAGAAAACAAACCCCGGACUUACUGGAUACUGUGGAUACAUGGAUGAGGAACGGCGUUAUGUUGGGGGAAACCCCUCACGGACACACUCUCUUUAAAGCAUUUUUGGAUCCUUCAAUGUCACACGAACCAUCUGGAACUGCGUUUAUAUGUGAACUGCAGGUCUGCAUGGACCCAAUUUAAGCUCCUUCCAUAGGAACUGAGUCUAAAAUGAAGUUAUGGGAUGUUCUAGCUACGUGUUUGUUGCUCCUGAGCUCCGUAUCCGCUCGCCCUCUCUUCAACAAGCUGCAGCCUUCCAAGAGAGCUCCUCAAGCCGAGCGCCACAGUGAGCUGCUCGUCCUGGACCCAAUCAUAAACUCCCAUCUCGAAACAGCCACUCCGAAACAAGCCUCCAUGGAAGAACAGUAUGACAUCAAUGGACUGCACCCAGACCAGUUUGAUGAUGUAAUGGACUUCAUUGCAGCAACCAUUGGCAGAUUACGGCGGUCUCCUGAGAUAGACUCUAAAGCCAGGGGGAAAGAAAAAGUGAAGCAAAGAGGAGCAGCAAACACAGAGAGAGGAGAGAGAGGACGAGGAGAAAAGAAAAGAGGUCGAGGACGAGGUGGAAGCAAAGGGGGUAAAGGGAAUCGGGAUGAACUUAUCAAAGGUCAAGGGCGCGGGUGCCUCCUUAAAGAGAUCCACCUGAAUGUGACUGACCUGGGGUUAGGUUACAGGACCAAAGAGGAAUUGAUAUUUAGGUACUGCAGUGGUCCCUGUUACGAUUCAGAGACCAACUAUGACAAGAUCCUGAACAACCUCACCCAAAAUAAGAAGCUGGACAAGGAGUCACCUUCUCAGACCUGCUGUCGACCCAUAGCGUUCGAUGAUGACCUCUCGUUCUUGGAUGACAGUUUGGAGUACCACACUCUCAAGAAGCAUUCCGCCAAGAAGUGCGCCUGUGUCUGAUUUGUAUGCUCGGGCAAGUGAAAAGACACUGGGACAAAAUACAGAAGUCUAUCUCCACACACUCCAACGGGUCGAAGUCAGUGCAGAGACAAAUGCUGCUUCUUGGAGGAGAAUCGCAGGUUUUGAGUGUGUCAUUGUUUAUUCUGCGUGGAGGUGCGUUAAAAUAGAAGGAGUGAGACUUAAUGUCAAAACAAACUUAAGGAAAAGUACUUCAGCGACAGGAGCAACGCCUCAGUAUUCACUGUUACAGAACCGCAUCACAGUAUUCCAAGCAGGGAUUGAAAUGUAAAUGCUUGAAAUAGCAACAAUAACAUACUCCAUCAGCAAAUCACAGACGAAUCGCAACCCGACAGUCUGGGUAUACACAAACUAUAAAAUAGGCUGUUUGGAAGCGCUAGAGAUGGGUGCACUGAGAUUGGUGCCUGCAUGAAGAGAGGCUAUGGACAGCACAGAAGUGAUAUGAAGUGCUUCUUAAGAAAUAGCUGAAUUUGCCUAUGCGGACAAGGCAGAGCAUCUAUCUCACAACCCAGACACAACCAGCAGCAGCCAGAACAGACCAGUCACAAAAAUGUUUAUUAUU